AUGCCUUUAAAAGCCAGUGUCAAGGAGCGCACAAGAAGCACUUCUAAUCCGUUCAAAAAUCGUUCGCAGCCUGUAACUCCGGUCACUCCUAACACACCAGUAUCGCCCAAGUUUCCGAGACUGCGACCUCCAGUGAAUGUGCCCCGUCAGAAUCUUCCUGCCUGGGAUCGGUCUUUUGAUGCUGUCUGUCACAGCACGACUACCAAGGCAAGUUUUGAGAAAGUGCUUUCGUCAUUCUUCGACAACCAUGGUCGAAAGAAGCCGUCUUCUGGCUACUUCCGCCUUCCGGACGCGGUGCGGCUUCAGAUCUGCCGGUAUCUACUUCCCGACAACGACAAGCCUCUGCGCCUGAACAAGUUUCCCUUCAACCGAGAUGUCUGGCGUACACAAGAUUUCGCAUCGCCUUACUCUACUCUUGGUCAGAUCUCCCCCUACUUGGAAGUCUCUUUCGCCUUUCGCGCCGAUGUCCUGGUCGCAUUUCUCCUGGAGACAAGACUACACGCCGUCUUCUCCCCAUUCAUAGGUCCAAGAGUCAGCCCUCUUGUGACGACAUGGCUUAAUGACUACGGACCCUACGCAAGCAACAUUGUGAUAGAGUUAGACAUGUCGCAUCUGGCUUGCGGUCCGACCCCGGACGCUGCAUACCUCCUUGCCAAUACCGAAAAGACAGCGCUACGUCUUAAGUACUUCGUCGCGACGCAACUCCAGCGCAGUGAAUCAUGCCCUAUGGAAAGCCUCGUGCUUCUUUGCCGAAGAUUCUUCGGAAAGCGGCCCCUUGCAGAAGAACCAGAGCCAAGCAGCACCACUACCAGUCGACCACCUUCGCGCGGAGUCAGAACGCCAGAGCCAUACAGCCCAAGUGGCAACAGUCUCAAACGAUACAAUUCUGAACCCGAUGAGAUGCUCUUCUUGAGCCCUGUCUCCUCCCGCGAGACUUUUCCGGACCCCCUCCCUCUUCGAGAAAACUACUGCCCCGACGGGUACCUUUUGUUCUGCAACAACAUCCUCCGCCUAAAAGGUCGCAUCGCGUCUAUUCGGAUGUGCGGGUUCAGCGAAGAUUAUAGUACGCGCCUGAUUGGAACCUUGUUUGCCGACCAGAAGAAUGUCGUUGGGUACCGCAUUACGCCAUCAACGAUAUGGCCGAAACUCAGCGGGCAGAAGUCGUAUGUUGAUUUGAGCGGGGGUAUGAUUGCACUGGACGAGCACGAAGCACCCGCAACAAACCACAUUCCCGAAGCUUUGCGCAAAUGGGAAGGUUGUGUUCAGCUCCCGCCUCCUCACAUUGACGUAAACGGAAAUUUUGUUCUUCCCGCCUUUUUGGCCGACUUGCAACAGGCGAGAGAUGGGUACCUGAGGAGCGAGACAAGUUUAUCGGAACGUACAUGCGACGAGUUGAGCAGGGAGUUUGCAAAGAAGAGUACUAUAUCAGAGAAGAGGGGAUUUGCUUGGAUCAAAGAGCCUUUCAUCAGAAACAAACUGAAGAAAAAGAAGAGACAUCUGAGCAGAGACGCCGCUAUUACGUACUGA
This is a messenger RNA of Fusarium coffeatum, 1527 nucleotides long. RefSeq lists its product as uncharacterized. NCBI's taxonomy places the organism in Eukaryota, Fungi, Ascomycota, Sordariomycetes, Hypocreales, Nectriaceae. The coding region runs from base 1 to 1527 and encodes 508 amino acids. The record is from RefSeq and is a predicted model, not a curated record. The transcript has a single exon.